Molecule: messenger RNA, 539 nt
Organism: Arachis stenosperma
Lineage: Eukaryota; Viridiplantae; Streptophyta; Magnoliopsida; Fabales; Fabaceae
Exons: 2
Coding region: 6-497 (163 amino acids)
Source: RefSeq, a predicted model, not a curated record
AAGAGAUGGUGAGGAGGUUUCAACGAAAAAAGAAGAUUGUGGAGCCUUACUUGAAAAUUUUGGAUACUCGUUGGGAUUCACAACUUAAAAAAAUUCUUCAUGUUGGCUAUUGGUUAAACCCUGCUUUUCGAUUCAAUGCUGCUGAAUUUGAAAAACAUAAGCAAACCACUUCUGGUCUACUAGAUGUAAUUGAGAAAUAUUCAUAUGAUGAUCCAGAGUUGAAUACUAAGUUGACAAGUGAGACGAGAAUAUAUUCUAAUGCUGAAGAUGAAUUUGGAAGACAAUCUGCACUGCGUGAACUAAGCACAGUGAUGCCAGCUCAAUUAAAUUUGGAAGAUGACCAAGUAACAAUGCUAUGGAAGAUAUGGAUGCAAAUCAAAAUGAGGGAAAUGUUGAUCAAGCUCCUAAUUUGUCCAAUGAAGAUGUUGAUGCCGACUUUGAGCUCACCCCUUGGACUUAAUUUAAUGAUUGUGUUAUCUUUAACUUGCUCUUGUUGAUUUAAAUUAAGAACAUAUUUUAUACUAGAGACUAGUUUAUUA